AUGGCUUUGCUUCAGUACAGCGCCCCUGUCGAUUAUGCGGCGCAAUUAGACGCCUUCAAGGACUUUCUGCAGCACUUCAAAAGCUUUGAAUCGACCGACGCCUCCGCUGCGACCGAAGCCAUUGAAGAUCUGCACAUCGAUGGAGAUCGCACCAGCGAUGAGUAUGACUUUAUGGACGAUGCGGAAGAUGGUGAAGGAAGAGAGGGGGCUGGCCGCAGACGCCGCCAACCAAAGCUCAAGUACAUGCAGAUGUUGCAGGAAGUAGCGGAUCGAGAGCGGUCGAAUGUCCUCAUCGAGCUGGACGACCUGGCUACCGUGAGUAUCUCCCUGAAUCUAUGCUUCGUGCGCUAA
Messenger RNA from Aspergillus melleus, 351 nucleotides. RefSeq names its product DNA replication licensing factor MCM7. Lineage: Eukaryota; Fungi; Ascomycota; Eurotiomycetes; Eurotiales; Aspergillaceae. The record is from RefSeq and is a predicted model, not a curated record. The coding region runs from base 1 to 351 and encodes 116 amino acids. The transcript has a single exon.